Molecule: messenger RNA, 3239 nt
Organism: Branchiostoma floridae (Florida lancelet)
Lineage: Eukaryota; Metazoa; Chordata; Leptocardii; Amphioxiformes; Branchiostomatidae
Product: cholesterol 7-desaturase-like
Exons: 6
Coding region: 457-1833 (458 amino acids)
Biological process (GO): cholesterol metabolic process; chlorophyll biosynthetic process
Cellular component (GO): chloroplast
Molecular function (GO): 2 iron, 2 sulfur cluster binding; chlorophyllide a oxygenase activity
Source: RefSeq, a predicted model, not a curated record
UGGGGCCCUCCGAAGCGCGCGAUUUUAUCUGGCUAAUCCCAUGUACCAAUCAAAAGUCUUUGUGCCGUCUGAGUGGGUGGAUUCGUUUGAUAUUUGCCUCAACAGCGUCAGCAGUACUGUAGAUCAAAGACUCGGUAGCCUUGCGAUGACAAACUCGUAACGUCGUCAUGGUAACAAGCAUCAUAGUUUGGUAACGUCUUCUGUCAGAGCCGUACGUUGGAACACGUCGAACGUACGUACGACAGGGCGUUGACUUUCAAAACACCUGUUCGAUUCGUCCUGAAGCUAGGGUUACGUUCUUUUUGUUUUGUUUUGUUGCCGUCAUGGCAGCGUGCUUGGUGACUCCAGCUUCUGUUUACCAUGUCGUAAAACAGCCGCAUCUUAUAGCGUAAACAAAGCGGCCGCUCGUGUUACUGAGGGGGGUGACACCUGGGCAGAGGUACGGACUCAACAGCGAUGCCGACCUACAGGUACCUUUUCCUACUGGUGUUGGUCAUACUAGUGCCGUCCCUAGCUACGGUAGGGUUGGUACAGGACAAGGCAGUGGAUAUCCAUGCUGCAUGGGCGCUAGCCCUCAUCGGGGACAAGUUCUGGUCAACACCAUGGCAGUGCCCACCUGUUAGUCAACUCGCCCUGUAUGGCGUUGGUGUUGCCAUAGCGGCCUGGCUUUACCGGCUUCUACUGUGUCCAUUGAAGAUCAGUCGGACUCUUCACGAUGUCGGGUACAACAAACUUGCCGGCUACACUCGCAAGGACGUUGCGAACGACGUGCGUCGGCGGCGGAGGAGAGGCGAGCUGCCGCCCGUGUACCCGAACGGCUGGUUCAGGGUGAUGGACUCCUGUCAACUCCGACCUAACCAAGUGGAGGGAGUAACAGUACUCGGAGAGAAGCUUGCCGUGUUCCGGAGUGCUGGUGGGAGCGUGUCUGUGCUGGAUGCCUACUGUCCCCACCUGGGUGCGGACCUGUCCAUGGGAGGCACGGUGGUGGGAGACUGUCUACAGUGCCCCUUCCACGGCUGGAAGUUCAGGGGAGAGGACGGCAAGUGUAUGGGCAUCCCAUACGCCGAGAAAGUUCCUGAUUUCGCCCGAGUGAAGUCGUGGCCGUGCCUGGAGAGGAAUGGGUGUGUCUACAUCUGGUAUCACUGUGACGGGAUAGAGCCCACCUGGACACCGCCCAUCAUAGAUGAGAUAGCCAGCGGCGACUGGACCUGUCGGGGCACCACCGAACACAUCAUCAACGCACAUAUCGAGGAGGUUCCAGAGAACGCGGCAGACAUCGCUCACCUGAACUACCUGCACGGACCGAUCGUGGCCGCCGGUGUGGACCUCUCCAGUAUCUACUCCUCCUCCUGGGACUUCGCUAAGCACGUGUGGCGGGCGGAGUGGCAGCCUGACCCGGCACCUGACGCGCAUAGCAGCACCAUGCUCACACAGCACAUGAUGUACCUGUUCGGUCAUAGGAUCUCCAUCGCAGACAUCAAGGCCACUGCCCGACAGAUCGGCCCUGGUAUCGUGUUCCUGUUCCUGGAGUCCGGAUUUGGGAACUUCAUGCUGGUGCAGUCCAUCACACCUGUGGAACCCCUGCUGCAGAGGCUGACUCACAGCGUGUACACCGGGCGGUGGGUGCCCACCUGCCUCGCCAAGUUCUUACUCUGGGGAGAGUCCGUACAGGUGGAGAGAGACAUCAUGAUCUGGAACAACAAGUGCUACGUGCCGAGACCGCUGCUGGUGCGGGAAGACUCCAGCAUCUCCCGGCACCGCCGCUGGUACUCCCAGUUCUACAGCCAGAACAGCCCCAGGUUCAAGUUUGAGAGGAACAGUCUGGACUGGUAGAUGUCGUCUGCACGGAGAUUCCAUUUCAAAAGUUGAAAGGGGCCAAAUUUCAUCUCCAUCUCUCGUUUAUGUUGAUUGCUAUCCAAUACGAACUUCACAUGAAUAUGAUAUAUUUUCUUGUCCGAUGAUGCUUAUGUAUCAUCAAGAUGAAGGCUCCUUGAUGUCAAAAGAACAGAGCAAAUUUAAAUCUUAGAAUGUUAAGAUCUUCGAAUUCUCACAAAGCAACAUUUUCUUGAGGACCAUCGUUCAAUAUAUUGUAUCCCAACAUAUUGUAACCCUUCAACUUUUGAAAAGGAAUUACUGUAAGGGCGCCAUUUUCCAACAUAAUGGUCUGAGGGGAAGGCAAGGCCUUGUCAGCCUGGUAUCCAUACUAUUCUAUCUCCGGGUCGCUCCUCUGACCUCUGAUUGGUUGCAAGCCAAAAAGUCCGGUACCCGUUAAAUACAAGACCGUUUGGCAGUAUGAUACUCGACUAGAAUUAUGAGCGAGAGCUUUGAUUGGCUGCAGGUUACGCGGUCUUCGCAACGGUAUGAUGAAAGGGAUUGAACAUGUACACAGUAGUUCCGUCCCCGAUUCACUGCUUCUAUAGUAAAGAAUACCCGGAAUAAUCAAUGACGUCCAAAUUAUGACGGCCGGGUGCUGGGCGAUUUGGCAAGCUAGAAGUCAUCAGAUGAGCGGACUGGUGCUAGCUGUAGUAUGAUAUGGAUACCAGGCUUCCAUCCUACUAUCAGGUUUUGUUUGUUAAGACCUCUGACAGAAUUGUUUUCUCUUAACCCCUUUCCCACCUCGGAAACUUUGGAAACGUCCAUAUCAAUUGCCUAUCAAUGCAACAUAACAUGUUUGUUGUCACCAUGUGAAAUGACAUAUGUGAAUCUAUAUAUUGUACAAAGUACAAAGAUUUAUUCAGUUUUUUUGCUUGCUUUAUUUUUCAGUGUGCGAUUUUGUGAUGAUAAAUGUACUUGUAGGAAUUCUGGAAAGGGGUGAUGAAAAGUGUGAAAACUCUUUCAUGACAAAAGACUAGCUAGAUUUGGUAAAGAGAAUGUUGACGCUAUUUUCAGUGAAUUUUCUUUUAUGUUUCGACUAGCUCUCCAUGGUAGAGUUCAUGGCAGCCAAAAUAGUUAAUGAAUGGACUUUGUCUUGUCAUGUUUUGUUGAUGUUGUCUUUGUUGCUAGAAUUGUCGAAGUAAGAAAUUGUGAGAUUCUUUUUUUUACCAAACUUAACUUUACAUGCCGCAUGUGUAAAUAAAUGGCCUGCUCUCCUCCAAUGCAGAUGGAUCUAUCCUGCUUUUAUGUGUUGAGCUUUUUCAUUCGUAUAAUUAUGUAAUAAACAACGUAAACCUCGCAAUGAGGCAAACGGGGUAAAGAAAACUGUAUAAAUUGCUUAAAGAUGACGUAAAUUUGUGAAGCCA